AUGGCGGGCGCCAAGACUGCCAGCGACAGGUCUACAGUGCGAGUAGAAGAGGAUCACAUGGGCGAGGAGCUGGCGUGCGGGGUGCUGGCCGGGCUCGCCAGCUACGCGGAUCCCGCUCAACUCAAAUUCCAGGGUGGGUCCCGCCUCUCCCCGGGAGCGGGCCUGGCCCCCAUUCGCGCCAGUCAUGACUCCGUGGUCCUGGCGCCGGGCGUUCCGGAGGGCACGGACGUCAUCAGCUACGCCACGCCCAAGGGCGAGGACGGGGCGGAGCUGGGCCAGAGCCCCUGCUCCAGCGCGGACCCGCCCGCCCCGCCCGCCCUUCGCGUGCUGGUCGCCAAGACGCUGACCAACUCGGACGCGGGAUCCGGGCGCAUCAUCCUGCCGCGCGUGGCGGUGGAGACGCACCUGGCCUUCGUCACGCCGCACCGCCACUACGCGCUGCGCGUGCGCUGCGCGCGCACUGGCGCGCAGCACGCCUUCGUGGUCAAGUCCUGGGCCAACGGCUCGGAGCACCGCCGCGUGUUCGUGCUGGAGGCCGCGGGCGAGUACCUGCGCACGCUGGGCCUGGGCGUGGGUGACACCGUCGGCAUCUGCGCCGCACCCGACGGCGGCCUGACGCUGACUGUGUACGACCUGGCCUCGGGGCGCGUGGUGCUGGCCCCCGGCGACGUGGCGGCCACCGUGCCCGAGGCCCCCCGCGCCGGCCGCCUGACGCUGGCGGCGCUGGACGAGGAGGAGGUCUGGCGCUUCUUCGCCCUCCGCGGCUGGACCAGCGUGGCGGGGCGGCGCGGGUACGUGCUGGAGGGCUCCGAGGCGGCCGCGUCUGGUAGGCGCGACGAGGACGAGGACUCGGACUAUGUGCCCACCACCAAACGCGCCCGCGCCACGUCCGGCAGCGGCUACGUCCCGCGCCGCAGCCAGGACCCGCUGCUCUCCCUCCUCUCCCUCCUGGACUGA
Molecule: messenger RNA, 957 nt
Organism: Auxenochlorella protothecoides
Lineage: Eukaryota; Viridiplantae; Chlorophyta; Trebouxiophyceae; Chlorellales; Chlorellaceae
Product: B3 domain-containing transcription factor LEC2
Exons: 4
Coding region: 1-957 (318 amino acids)
Source: RefSeq, a predicted model, not a curated record